Messenger RNA from Solanum verrucosum, 928 nucleotides. Its product is annotated as translationally-controlled tumor protein homolog. The transcript has 5 exons. Gene Ontology annotation, cellular component: cytoplasm. Bases 180 to 686 code for a protein of 168 amino acids. The record is from RefSeq and is a predicted model, not a curated record. NCBI's taxonomy places the organism in Eukaryota, Viridiplantae, Streptophyta, Magnoliopsida, Solanales, Solanaceae. Gene Ontology annotation, molecular function: calcium ion binding.
GUAAUUCCGGAUUGAAGUCGGGUUUAUUUGGUCAAUUUACCAAGCGCUCCAGCUAUAAAGACGCCGUACACCACCCAAAACCCUCCUUCUCGAGCCUUCACUGGUCCCUCGUUUUCUUCCUCUCUCUUCCUAUCAAUCAUCCCUUUUAGAGAGAGAAAGCAAAAGGCUACUCUUCAACCAUGUUGGUUUAUCAGGAUCUCCUCACCGGUGAUGAGCUUCUCUCAGACUCAUUUCCCUACAAAGAGCUUGAGAAUGGAAUGCUUUGGGAAGUUCAAGGGAAGUGGGUUGUUCAAGGUGCCGUUGAUGUAAACAUUGGGGCAAAUCCUUCUGCUGAGGGUGGAGGUGAAGAUGAAGGUGUGGAUGACCAAGCUGUCAAGGUUGUCGAUAUUGUUGACACUUUUAGACUUCAGGAGCAACCUGCUUUCGACAAGAAACAAUUUGUUGCCUUCAUUAAGAAAUACAUCAAGAACCUGACGCCCAAGCUAGAAGGAGAAGCACAAGAUGCAUUUAAAAAGAACAUUGAAUCAGCAACUAAGUUCCUUUUGCCAAAGCUCAAGGACUUUCAAUUCUUUGUUGGUGAGAGCAUGAGUGACGACAGUGCCCUGGUGUUUGCGUUCUACAAAGAUGGUUCAGCUGAUCCUACCUUUUUGUACCUUGCACCUGGCUUGAAGGAGAUCAAGUGCUAAAUGUCUGGUGGAGUGCUACUGCUAGAAGUUUUGCAUUGGAGUUUAUGUUUCAUGUAGUUUCAAUAUCUGGUCCUAUUUGCUAAUUUGUGUCCGUUUCUUCUAAACCUUGGUACUUGUUGUAACCAGUACCUGCAGUUUUUCUUCAUUAUAAAAUCUUAUUAUGUGGGACACAGCAAAUGACCCUCUGAUUGAAUUGAAAGUGUUCUUUUCUAUUGAUUAGCAAUUUUGCCUAUUUGAUUCAA